UAUGUAGAAUAGUGUGUAAAACACUGAAUAGUUUUCUUUGGGAUAGCAGCAAUGAUGAGACUGGUUGAUGGCCUAGUUAUUUAUUUGGUCAUUUUAAUGAUGAAAAUUGGGGAUGCUCAACAAGUAUUAAAGCUUCAAAAUCCACGAUUGAUGAAUUGCAGAAUUGAUAGAAUUUAUCAGUUUGGCGACUCAAUGUCGGAUACCGGCAAUUGCAUCAGAGAGACCCUUUGUGGAUCUAAUUCUUUGUGUAUAGGACCUCCAUAUGGAAUGAACUUUUACCAGAACGUAACCGGACGUUGUUCUAAUGGCAUGCUCAUCAUUGAUUUCUUAGCGCUGGAAUGUGGUCUUCCUCUGCUAAAUCCGUGGGAGGAUGAAAAUGCAGAUUUUAGUCACGGUGUGAAUUAUGCAGUAUCAGGGGCUACUGCUUUAUCAGCCGAAUACCUAGCAGAGAACAACUUUCUUAAUAUAGGAUGUACCAAUAGUUCAUUGAGUGUGCAACUUGAUUGGAUGUCUUCUCAUUUACUCAACAUCUGCUCCUCUGAUUGUCCAGAAAAAUUGAACACGUCACUUUUCCUAGUUGGAGAAAUCGGAGGAAAUGAAUUCAUUUUUGGCUUAUUGCAAGGUAAAACCAUGGACGAGUUGCGAAGAAUGGUGCCAAAAGUUGUUCAAAACAUCAUUCAUGGUGUUAGAGUGAGUAUAUUCCUUUAAUCUUCAAAAUUUAAAUAGCCUUUGUCACAAUCUCGUGAUGGUAAGAGGCCUGGUGUGAUGAAGAAAUCAAAGUAGGUUUAUCACAUGGAAGAGAACCUGAAAAAAUACUCUGCUAACAAUUUCCUGAUACCUAUUAUCAUCGGUCAAUAAUAGUAGAAACUAAUUAUUGAACUCGCAGAUUAAAAAUACACACUUCUUAAGCAGCAACGAUCAGUCACUGUAAUAGAAAUCAGCCUCUCACCGGUAACAUUUGGGUUCUUCGGGACACCUCAAGCGAAAAAUAGAAUAGACACCGAACCGAAGUUCAUUUCUUUGGUUUUUCAGUAUUUCUGUCCACCCUAAUAUAAGUAA
Molecule: messenger RNA, 1059 nt
Organism: Solanum dulcamara
Lineage: Eukaryota; Viridiplantae; Streptophyta; Magnoliopsida; Solanales; Solanaceae
Product: acetylajmalan esterase-like
Exons: 3
Coding region: 52-708 (218 amino acids)
Molecular function (GO): hydrolase activity, acting on ester bonds
Source: RefSeq, a predicted model, not a curated record